AUGUCUGCCAAGGAGAAUCGCGAUGGAAAAGAGCAGAAAUUGGGAGUCGAGGAAGUCAUUGAUGAAUGCAAGACAUUCUACUUUGCGGGGAAGGACACAACUGCUAGUCUUUUAUCUUGGGCACUUCUCCUUCUAGCACUGCAUCAAGAAUGGCAGAUCAAAGCAAGGGAAGAAGUUUUUCGGGUUUGCAAAGGCGAUGAACUUCCCACGGCCCAGAAUUUAAACGACAUCAAGAUUGACACUCAUAUAUGGGGAGAAGAUGCUGCUGAGCUCAAUCCACUCAGAUUUUUCAAGUCUCGGAAGCAUUUGGCUUCAUUUUUCCCAUUCGGGUUAGGUCCCAGAAUCUGUCCAGGCCAAAAUUUAGCAGUGGUUGAGGCCAAAGUCGUCCUGGUUACAAUCCUUAAACAGUACUGUUUCGAGGUAUCUCCUUCAUAUGUUCAUGCCCCGAAACUGUUUCUUACCUUGAUGCCACAGUAUGAUGCCCACAUCCUCUUCAGGAGGAUUAUGCUCUAA
Messenger RNA from Ilex paraguariensis (yerba mate), 513 nucleotides. The record is from the annotation of a GenBank genome assembly. Lineage: Eukaryota; Viridiplantae; Streptophyta; Magnoliopsida; Aquifoliales; Aquifoliaceae.